Messenger RNA from Daphnia magna, 2070 nucleotides. RefSeq lists its product as uncharacterized. The record is from RefSeq and is a predicted model, not a curated record. NCBI's taxonomy places the organism in Eukaryota, Metazoa, Arthropoda, Branchiopoda, Diplostraca, Daphniidae.
AAGAUUAGGAGUGCCCAACAAGAACAGGCAAUGCAAGCGUUUAGCUCGGUUGCGAUCUUUUGUGAUAGGCAGAGGUCGGGCCGUUUCGACGACUGGGCGGCUCACCUCGAUGCCACGCUAGACUUGGGAAAUUUCGAAGAGGCGCCUAAACUCAGCCUCAUGCGCUCGAAGCUAUAUGGGGAGGCCGCGGAGGAGUUCGAUAACUUCAAAUUGGAUAACCCCAUACGAGCGCAAGAGUAUUCAGCUGUCAAAGAAAGACUGUUUAAGCUAUUCCAUUCUACCGAGACAAGAUCCCAGCGGAGCGUGGAAUUCAACAAUAUGAGGAGAGAACCAGAAGAAAACAUGCGUCGCUAUGCUAACCGCGUCCGGAAAGCAGUCUAUAAGGCUUACCCCAUGGAAGGCGUGUUAGAUGCAGCCACCACCGCGUCGAGGGAGCAAAUGAUGAUGGACAGGUUUAUAGAAGGGCUCGAGCACGACUUGCAGCCGCGGCUAAAACACAAACAGUUCAACUCCUUCGAAGCGUUGAUUGACAAGGCAAAACUUGCCGCAAUGGCUAUUGAAGAAAACCAGACACGCAUACGCAUACACGUGGCAUAUGGCUCACCCAAUGUCCCGAGCAAUCGAAACGAGUUAGCGGGAGUACUCGAGGCCCUUGAAAAACUUAACACCAAGAUCAACAGAACCGUCACCGCACAAACAUCGGAAUUUCAACAGAGCCUCGCAGACAUGAAGAGACAACUAGGCCCCGGCAGCCCGUUCAAGUCGAACGAAUUUUUCGAAAACAAUCUCGCACAACCAGAAGCCUUCAGAAGGGCCCCCGUGUUUAGUGAUUUCCACAACACAUACGAGUUCCAUACGGCGAAAAACUGUUUCACAAAGUACCAACAAAGGAACGACACCUGCACCACCUGUCGGGAAGUGGGUCACCGACACAAUUUCUGCCCCACCAUAAAAAACCCGAGGCCCCCACCACCCUCCGGAACCGUAGUAGUUAACGUUCUCGUCGAGUACGAGAGGCCCCGUGAACCCUUCCGACAAGAGUUCAUUGUCAUACAGGGCAAUGAAGAAUGCGUACUAGGUUUAUACGCUCUUUAUGAACACAAUUUCGUGAUCGACGGUCGUGAACGGCACGUCUAUCGAGUUAAGGAGUCUGAUCAACUCCAAAACGUAGACCAGCCGAUCAUGAUGGCGGCUAGUAGAUUGAGAAUACCUCCAUCAUCUGCAUGCUUGAUGGAGAGCGGGAAAAGUGGCUUCAAGCUAUCUCCUGACACUACCUGUUGCUUCCUCAAAGAUUCGACUACCGGGCUCCGAGUAGACCCCUACGUCUCUACGAAGCCAAAUGAAAGGUUUUUCCAAAUCGCCCUCCUCAAUGAGACCAGUCAUACCAUCGUCCUCCCACGCCACACUACACUGGGGGGACAUUUGUCAUUUAAACCAUGUAUCCACGUGGCAUCCUGCUCCAACCAAUCAAGCAACCUCCCGCUCGAUAUUCUCGAAGCUUCCCUCCCCAACGUCGCAGAAGUUGUCAAGAACAGCUUGCGCAACCUGCUCUGGGCAAAUCAACAUGUCUUCGCCUUCAAAACCAGCGACCUGGGCAACACAGGGCUAGUCAAGCAUGUAAUCGACCCUCAAGGACUGGGCCUCAUCUGCCAGAGACCCUAUAGAGCAUCCCCCCACCAGAAGGAAGCCUCGAAGAAGAUCAUCGAGGAACUACUAGCUAAUAAUAUCAUCCGCCCUUCAAUUUCCCCGUGGGCUGCCCCAAUCGUACUCGAAGAAAUCGGCAAAAGCUGUUUGGUCUACCUGGACGACAUAAUCAUCUUUUCAAAGACCACCGAAGAUCACAUCAAGAACCUUAACAGGAUUUUCGGACUGAUAGACGGAGCUAACCUCAGGUACCUAGGACACAUCAUCUCUGCGGAAGGCGUCGCCCCAGACCCCAGUAAAGUCGACGCUCUGACAAACUACACGAAAUCUCAGGCCGUUAAGGAAUUGCAGUCCUUCCUAUGGUUAGCGUCGUAUUAUCGCCGUUUCAUCAAGGGGUUCUCCACCAUCGCCCACCCUCUGCUGUAA